Messenger RNA from Saccoglossus kowalevskii, 1593 nucleotides. RefSeq lists its product as uncharacterized. The record is from RefSeq and is a predicted model, not a curated record. NCBI's taxonomy places the organism in Eukaryota, Metazoa, Hemichordata, Enteropneusta, Harrimaniidae.
AUGCAUCCAAGGGUCUUCCUCAUCAAUCAAAAACUCUACAUCUUAUGUCAUGGAAAACUACUUAACCACGUGAGUUAUCCUGCCCAAUCAGUGGCAUUCCGUGUAGGCUGCUUGGGUAUUAAACUAGCCUCAUCAUUCGUCAUCGCUUCAUUCCUAACCAGUAUAUGUAAGAAGAAGUCAAACUUUGAAACGCAUUCCGUAGAAGAAGACGACGAAACUACAGAUAUGAGAUUUCAAAUCAUCUCCAUCUUGGUGUGCGUGGGUUUAAUCUGUAUGCAAGACACAGAUGCAUGUAGUGAUGACGCCGAUUGUCUGAAUGGUGGUACGUGUACAAACACUAGUGUUUGUGACUGUGUCGCUGGAUUUGUAGGAGACGACUGUGGGACAGUUGUAAAAUGCUCUGAUGACACUGCUUGCCAGAAUGGUGGUACGUGUACUAGUAAUGAAUGUGUUUGUGUUACUGGAUAUGCAGGAGACAACUGUGAAACAGCAACAUGUAGCAGUGACACUGAUUGUCUGAAUGGUGGUACGUGUACAGAUAGUGUUUGUGUUUGUGCUACUGGAUAUGUAGGAGACCACUGUGGGACAGAUGGUACAUGUGCCGAUGACGAUGACUGUCAGAAUGGUGGUACAUGUACAGAUAACGAAUGUGUGUGUGCAACUGGAUUUUCAGGAGAUACUUGUGAAACAGCGGAGAAUAGUGGUAAUAUUCAGAAAGUCGAUUUCGUCAUGAUUGUAUCCCUGUGUCUGACAUUUCCUGCCUGGUUCAUAUCCAAUUAGGAAAAUAAAGACAAUUUUUUUCCAUAAGUUGGUGUCGACAGUUAUUAAGAACAAUGUAAUUCUUAAUAAAUCAUUAAUUAGUAUUAAUAACAUAUUAAAUAUAAUAUAUUUUCCCAAUUGUUUCAUACAAAAAGUGUCGCAGAUGAAGGCGCACCUAACAGCUGACCUGAAAAAAAUAAACUAAAAUAUAUUCGAGCACUGUUAAUCACGGCACUGAUUAAUUAAUAAUGAACAUUAAGAUUAUAUAUAUAUGUAAAUCAAUUUUAAACAAAUUUAUACUAAUUUCUUUUUAUAUUUUUUUAAUUGAUAACAGAAUAUACACAACGACAAACGUGUAGAUUGCCUUUGUUUUGAUGUUGAAGUGACGACUUGCCUUGAUUAAUGACGUCAUGCCUGUAUGAUAACUGAUUCGAAGCAGAUGACGACUCUUAAUGGACGAUGUCUUAAUAGAUGUACAUUACAUUACGUAAUGUUUAUUUAUAGUUCAAACGACUCCGAGUUCGAUGUUUUGAUUCAGUAGAAAACUUCAGGUCACACUGACUUGGAUCCAUGCAUGACGUCAUUCAAUCAGGGGUCAAGUUAUUAUCAUGGCAUCAAGAUUUGAUUAAUGAUUUGCAAUAAAGAACAGCAGACAAAUGUUUUUUCUUGUUUGUUUUUUCUCCUGAAUGCCGAAUUAAACAGAAUCAACAAAAUGAAAACUAAACAUAAACCAUGCCCAUCUGCAUUUCAGUGCUGAAAAUAAUUUGGGCAGAUCGAAUACAUAUUAGCGCAUCAAGAUUUAAUUAAUGAUUUUAAAUAAAGAACAGCAGACAA